CAUACAUACAUUCCACAAUAAAACCCCUCGAAAGAUUACCCAAAGAAAAGAAAAAUGCCCGCCCUCCUCGAAGACCCAACAACCAUCCUCCCGGCACCCCCCGCUGCGAAAGCCGCCGCGAAGCAGCUCCACCCACGGCGCGCGGUGCUGAAGGACUCCACGGCGGUGACAUUAUACCCGAUCACCAACGGGCCGUUCGGCGUACCGGCCUCGUUAAUCGAAUACCUGCACCGCGAGUUCAGCGAUGAGAUCGUGCGCGGCAGCACCUACCCGAUGGAAGAGCCGAUGUCGCUGGACGUGUACCGGGGGUACUGGUUCGGGACGUUCGCUGUUGUUGCGCUGGUUGAUGAGGAUGAGUUCCCUGAGGGACUUGUUGAGGGACGGGAUUGGGAGAGGGUGUGUUUGGGGACGUUUUAUGUUAAGCCUAAUUAUCCUGGCCGCUGCUCGCAUGUUUGUAACGCGGGGUUCUUUACGACGCCGGCGGCGAGGGGCCGCGGGGUCGGUAUGGUGAUGGGGCAGACGUAUUUGGCUGUUGCGCCUGUUUUGGGCUACAAGUACUCGGUGUUCAACCUCGUGUUCGCGAACAACGUCGCUUCGAUCAAGAUCUGGGAGAAGCUCGGGUUCCAGGUUAUCGGGCGGGUGCCGCGCGCGGCGCGACUGGCGAACAGUGCUGAGUUGGUGGAUGCGUUGAUCAUUGGGCGGGAUUUGGUAUAACUCUCCGAGGUCUCUGGUAUGAGGUUGAGGUGGCCAGGGAGUUGAAAGCAAGGGGGAUCCGGGAGUUCUCCCCCGAGAACACCUACAUCCUGGCUCAGGGUUGAGGUGCCAGGAAGCUGAAAGAAAAGGGGGGCCCGGGGGUUCUCCCCCGGGACGCUUAUGCCCCAGUCUAAGGAUUGAGGUUGCUGGGAAGCUGAAAACAAAGGGGGGUCCGGGGGUUCUCCCCCGGGACGCCUUUAUUCUGUAUUUGCAUG
Messenger RNA from Aspergillus homomorphus CBS 101889, 968 nucleotides. RefSeq names its product GNAT family N-acetyltransferase. The transcript is spliced from 3 exons. The coding region runs from base 55 to 714 and encodes 219 amino acids. The record is from RefSeq and is a predicted model, not a curated record. Gene Ontology annotation, molecular function: acyltransferase activity, transferring groups other than amino-acyl groups. NCBI's taxonomy places the organism in Eukaryota, Fungi, Ascomycota, Eurotiomycetes, Eurotiales, Aspergillaceae.